AUGUGACCCCGUGGUAUUAUUCACCUGACAUUUUUGUCGAUGCGUAACGCUUUCUCGUACGAAUAUACUUUGUGACCCGGCGAGCGGCCGCCUUAAAUUCUGAGGAAUUUGGGAUGUUAUUCUUUCGGAGACGGAAGCUACCAAGGGGGCGAAAAUUAGUGUGCUGCACUCUUUUAGUUAUAGUGAUCUUCAUUUUUUAUCAGAUUGUCACUUCUUUCAACGACGAAGAUGUGGAGUUUGACAGGCAGUGGACCUGUGAAGAACUUAAAGCGAAAGAUCGCUUGGUAAAGCUGGUAAGUAUCUUAAGAGCUGCUUUUCAAAGGGAAGUGGUUACAAAUAUCGAAAAUUUAAUUACGUUAAUGAUCGACAACAGGAAUGUAGCGUGGUUUCUAAGAUAAGUUAAUCUAGCAUCAAUCAAAAUCGGUUAGUGGGAUAGUGUAUUUCAUUAAAAACAUUCUGGAUGAAAAUGAGUAAUUAAAAUCAAUGCGGAAGUCAAUGUUCACAUGAUACAUUCAAAACUCAUCGUUAAACGUUAUAUCGUCUCUUUCUUUCGUCGCUCAGCAAUUAUAAAUUAAUUGGAUAGAAGUAUUUUUUGUAUACAUAUUUUCUCGAACCACUCCGUUAUAAUGAAAUCCGCGAUUCUUUUACGCUAGGACGUGGUUAUUAAGCCGUUAAUUAUCUGCUGUCUUCGUGAAUCUUAUUUAAGCAAUCCACCCUUCCUUUUCCGAACUGUUUUUGCAAAUAAUCUCCUAACUCUUCUAAUGUCCUCUGUCUUUGCAGUCUGAUUUAUUGUACCUUACCUAUUCUAGAAUUUUCGGUACCUCCUCUCCAUGAUUCUGGAGUCUCCCUGGCCUAAAGAAAACAUCUACCUGCCCUUUAAGGCCCUGAGAGGUUGAUAAAAUACUUGCAAUAAUGUUUUCAAGAAAAUGAAGAUUUAUGUCCAAUUCAGUCAACUUAUUUUUUUCCCUUUUCAAGUGCAAAGAUUUUACCAAUGGUAACACUGGGGGAAAUCUCUGUCGUGACUUGUGCACAAGUGGUGAACUAGUCAUCCAAGACUGUCUAGCACAUAAAAACACCACCAUUGUAUUUUCUGGCACAUGGAGAAAAAAUGAUAUUGUGUUCAAGACAAAGAGACGUCCUCAUCAUGUUGAAAACCUUGAGGAUGUACUGUCUAUUGGAGUAAGUGGUAAGUCUAUUUGAUGAAUUUCUGACUAAGUCUGUUAAAUUUUAGAGACAAUUAAAUAGUCUAAAAAGUCCAAAUAACUUUUCCAGUUGACUUGAAAGGAAAAAAAUUAUCUGUUUUUAAAGCAAAACAAAAAAAUUUUGAUAAGUAAUUUCUAAUUUUAUUAUUGAGGGCCUCACUAAUCCUCAUUUACAUACCAAAAUUUAUAAUAGUGUGCAUGGCUAUCUGUAGUGGACCAGAAACCCAACCAGGAGGACUUAACUAAGCAUUAACACUCCAAGUGGCAUCAUCCUGAUCAAGACAGAAAAAGGCCCAUGGAAAUAGUUUUUGGCUGUCAGAAAGAAUUAGUAAUAGUUUUCAUGUAAAACAGUUCAAGUAUUAUUUAAAACCCAAAAAGGGUUCUGCAUGCACUUUCACACUGAAUAUAGGACCAUCUGAGUCUGCCAAGUACACCAUUGUAAUAACAGAGUACCUUUUUACUUCCUUUUCCUCAGUUCCAUCCCAUUCUCUUCCCAAACCUCACUCUGAUACUAGCACAAUCAUGCCCUUAGCCUAGUUACUAAGGGAAUGCCUGGAACAGGUUACCUCCACCUUCAAUCCCCCACCCCUCUCCAAUCCAUUUUCUCUGCCAGUGAUUUUGUGAAUUCCAAAUUUGAAGUUGAAGUGAGCGUUUGUUUGUCAAUCAACAGAUGAUGAACCUACUGCUGGAGAUGAACAAGUGUACAAAAACUUUGUAUUUCAUGUGUUUGAUCAUGUACAGAAUGAAUUAUCCUUUUUUAGACUGAAAGACAUGAUUGGGUCAGAACAACAGGUGCUUGAACUUCUUUGGCAUCCACAUCCAUUAGGAGAGCUUACCUGGGCAGAUAUGUCAAGUUUGUGGCUGUUAAUUCAAAGAGAUGAAUUCAUCAAGUUACAACUAUUAAAAGAGAUGAAGCACAUUCCAAGAGUGUAUGGAUUCUGUGGCAGCUUUUAUGCUGUAGAGAAGGUGGAAACAUUAGAAGGAUUUUCAUUCACCCCAUUUAAAAGGCCAAUGCCCUGGAAAAAACGAUUAAAUGCUGCUCUGGACUUGCUAGAUCUUUCGAAAGAAUUUACAGAGACACCUUUGGGACAACUACAUCACUGCGACAUACAACCUGGUAAUUUUGGUGUUGCCAAAGAUAAGAGAGUUGUAGCCCUCGAUAUUGACUCUAUGUUUGCAACAAAACAAAUGGAGGAUUUCCUGGAACAACCAACUUGUGAAAGUGAUGCGCAAUGUGACUUUUUUGACUGCGUGUCUGCUUGUAAUACAACAGAAAAUAAAUGCUCAAGAAAAAUUCUCACCAAUAACCUACAGGUAAGAUUUAGCAGACGUGGGUUAUAGUGUACUUUAUUCUUUAUGAAUAAAGCUUGGUAGAGUGGAAUUGAUGAUCUGAUCAAGGGGCUUGGCAAUUAAGUUUUCAAUGGGCUGUAACAUUACUUCCUCAAACACCAACAAGACCAAGAAGCUUUAGAAUGAACUCAACCAUUGUAGAGGAAAAGCCAAAUGCACAUAAAUACAUGUGUUAAUUACUACUAAAUUAAUGGUUUUCAGUAAAGAGGUUCCAGAAACCAUCAAGCUUGGUUUGUGAACUUUUAUUUUAAAUGAAAUUUCAAUUACUAGGGCUCUUUAAAUUCAUUUUUGUUAUCAUGUUAAAAUGCUACUGGAGGAGAACAUGCACAGAUAAAUAUUGCAUUAAAUUUACUCAAGGUUAUAUUCACCUGCAUGAUGCACAUUAAAUAUUAUGUAUUUCCACUUAAACAAAUUAAUAAUUUAUAAUAAUUAUAUAAUUAUUUAUAAUAAAUUAAUAAAUUGCAGAUCAUCUGUCGGGACAUUUUGCUGUCAUAUUGGGGGCAGCCUGGAUUACUGCAGAGAGCUCCCAUCCAUGCUCAGAACAAACUCUCACCUGUGUUGUCAGACUGUGCGUCAGACAAAAUGUUACCAUGGAAGCCAGGAAAAAUAGAAAGAAUAUAUAGGAAGCUCAAGACAGUUCUCUCAGAAGAACUUGUGUCCAACUAGUAUUGGACUGGGACUUCUGUUUUUGUAUUUGAAUAAACAUUUAAAUUUUCUAUUUAGUGAGGCUAAGAGUUUGGACUUAGGUUGAAGAAUUUCAAUUAGGUUUAUUUAGUCUAUAUAUAUAUGUUGGGGUAUUUAUAAAAGAAC
This is a messenger RNA of Pocillopora meandrina, 3362 nucleotides long. NCBI's taxonomy places the organism in Eukaryota, Metazoa, Cnidaria, Anthozoa, Scleractinia, Pocilloporidae. The record is from the annotation of a GenBank genome assembly.